AUGUUGUCACGAGCACACAUAAUUCGUCGUACUGUUUACGGUUCAUGUACAACGCUAAUAUUUAUUUAUAUUGUAUUUGGAGUAUACCGUUAUUAUUAUCAAGGUUAUUUUGAGUUUUAUGAUUCAACUGAUCCUAUUAAACCAUACAAUAAAUAUACAACUAUACAUGGUGGUUUGAUUCCAGUAUCGGGCUACAAAAUUCUUCAGUCUGUUGCAAAUCCUUCAUUACAAAGAAUUCAUGAUUUAUAUACGUAUCUUAAUGAAAACAAAGAAUUAAAGGAUUAUUUUAUAUUAGUUCCUGAAGACUCUUAUCAUAUAACAUUAACUAGAUUGACAAAUACUCUAUCUAUAAAAGAAAGUCAAUUACAAAAAUUAGAAGAAGAACAAGAGUUACUUGAUAAAAAUAAUCCAUAUAUAAAAUGUGUCGGUAAAAAAUUAUUACUUAUUGAAAAAAAUGAAAUACGUUUGCAAAUUGAAUUAAACAAUAAAUACAUUGAUGGUUAUAUUAAAAAUUUGCAAAAACGAUGGAAUAAUAAUUUUCCGAAAUUAAUUACUAAACAUUGUACAUCAUUCUAUAUACCAUUAGCUUAUCAAUAUAAAGAUAUACCGAAUCAAGAUAUUUUAAAUCGAUUCAACGAAGCGUUACAACAAUGGUACGAAAUGCCAAUUGACGUUCAACUUGAUCCUAUUGAAAUAUGUUCGUAUUCAAAUUUAUUCGCUUAUGAACCUAUUCUUGCUGAUUAUGGAGAAGACGACUAA
Messenger RNA from Rotaria sp. Silwood2, 759 nucleotides. NCBI's taxonomy places the organism in Eukaryota, Metazoa, Rotifera, Eurotatoria, Philodinida, Philodinidae. The record is from the annotation of a GenBank genome assembly.